AUGGAGGGCACGCUGCUGGAGCUGCAGUUCGAUGCAACGCCCACCAGGAUUUACACAGUGCAUGAUGAGUAUGCCUCCAGCCCGCCGGGACGCACCCCGCACUCCAACUUCCUGCGCGGCGUCAAGUGGUCGCCCGACGGCGCCUGCCUGCUGACCGCCAGCGACGACAACUGCCUGCGUGUGUACGACACACCCCUGGAAGCCUUCCAUCAGGCCGGCUACGGUGGAGAGGAUGCCGCUGGAUCAGCAGCAGCAGCAGACGGCAUGGACGCCGCCAACGGAACACCAGCAGCCGUGGCGCACCAGCCGGCAGGGCAGCGCACGCCGGCGCAGCCGCCUGGCGCACAGCAGCAGCAGCAGCAGCAGGGCGAUUCGCUGUCGCCGGCCCUGCGGCUGCAGUGCGGCGAGCUACUGUAUGAUUACUGCUGGUUCUCGGGAAUGACAGCAGCCGACCCAGCCUCAUGCUGCCUGGCCACCACCGGGCGGGCGCAGCCGGUGCACCUGUGGGACGCUCUGUCAGGCGAGCUGCGGUGCACAUACCGAGCCUACAACGACCUGGAUGAGGUGGCGCCAGCUCACAGCCUGGCCUUCAGCCUGGACGGCGCCACCCUCUACUGCGGCUUCAACAAGCAGAUCCGUAGCUUCCGCAUCGUGUCGUGCAUGGCGCUCAACCCGGACCGCGAAGGCAUGCUGGCGGCCGGCAGCUACAGCGGGGCGGGCCUGCUGCUGGACACACGCACCCGCGGCCUGCUGUGCCUGCUGGAGGGAGGCCACUCGGGCGGACUGACGCAUCUCUGCUUCUCCGCCGACGGAAACUUCCUGUACACUGGCGCCCGCAAGGACCCAGCCAUCCUCUGCUGGGAUGUGCGGUACAGCUCAGGGGUGGUGUACAGCAUGCAGCGCGCGAGCGCGGGUACCAACCAGCGCAUGUACUUUGACAUUGAGCCCUGCGGACGCCACCUGGCGACAGGCGGCGAGGACGGAGUAGUGCGUGUGUUUGACCUGCGAGACGGCAGCGUGGCGGGGCAGUUUGUGGCGGCAGAGGACACAGUGAACGGCGUCCACUUCCACCCCUUCCUGCCGCUGCUGGCGACCGCGUCUGGCCAUCGGCGCUACUUCCUGGCACCUGAUGAUGCCAGCUCAGCGUCCGACAGCGACAGCGAGGCAUCCCCCAGCAGCAGCAGCAGCGAGAGUGAUGAUUCCGCCAGGGACCGGCGCCGGCUGUCGACGCAGGAGAAUGUGCUGAACAUCUGGCACUGCUCGGCCAUCCCAGCACAUGUGCAGGCGGCAGCGGACGAGGAGAUGGAGGAUGCAGCAGGGGAGGCGGCGGCCGGCGAGGCAGCAGCAGCGGCAUUGGGAGCAUAG
Molecule: messenger RNA, 1365 nt
Organism: Chlorella variabilis
Lineage: Eukaryota; Viridiplantae; Chlorophyta; Trebouxiophyceae; Chlorellales; Chlorellaceae
Exons: 9
Coding region: 1-1365 (454 amino acids)
Molecular function (GO): protein binding
Source: RefSeq, a predicted model, not a curated record